AUGCCAGCGUACGGUUGGAAAUAUUAUGCAUCUUUAUUCGCGGUUGUAUCUGGAAUGCCAGUUUUUUGUUACUGGUAUUAUGGUUUACCUAGUGUGGUAGAUCGAUAUACUGAAAAAUGGACGAUCGAAGAUCCAGUAAAAGAUAAUAGAGAAUUCCAUGAAUUCAUGAGAGAACUCUCGAAUAGAAAACGGAAGUUGGAUCAUGCAGAAUUAGCAAAAUUAGCUGCUGAAGAAGAGGAACGGAGACAUACAUUGUAUAAAUAA
Messenger RNA from Thelazia callipaeda (thelaziosis nematode), 264 nucleotides. The record is from the annotation of a GenBank genome assembly. NCBI's taxonomy places the organism in Eukaryota, Metazoa, Nematoda, Chromadorea, Rhabditida, Thelaziidae.